This is a messenger RNA of Callorhinchus milii (elephant shark), 7424 nucleotides long. RefSeq names its product ring finger protein 220a (gene rnf220a). Bases 146 to 2038 code for a protein of 630 amino acids. Gene Ontology annotation, biological process: protein ubiquitination. The record is from RefSeq and is a predicted model, not a curated record. The transcript has 16 exons. NCBI's taxonomy places the organism in Eukaryota, Metazoa, Chordata, Chondrichthyes, Chimaeriformes, Callorhinchidae. Gene Ontology annotation, molecular function: metal ion binding; ubiquitin protein ligase activity.
AAAAAAAAGUGAAAGUGAUCCCUGGGAAUUAAAGGUCUAUCAGGCAGUGGUGUAAUGAUGUCACUCUGCUCUGUAUAAAGCCAGCCUUGCCUGCAUUUGAGAAGGUCAUUAUAUAAUUCUGGUACAAGCGAGCAAAGACUUUCCAAUGGACUUGCACAGAACAGCUUUCAAGAUGGAGAAUUCUUCCUACCUCCCCAACCCCCUGGCAUCUCCAGCCUUGAUGGUCCUCGCCUCCACGGCAGAGGCGAGCCGAGAUGCCUCCAUCUCAUGCCAGCAACCCAGACCCUUUGGAGUACCUGUCUCGGUGGACAAAGAUGUCCAUAUCCCCUUCACCAAUGGUUCCUACACCUUUGCCUCAAUGUACCAUCGUCAGAGUGGGGUGCCGGGGGCCUUCCCGAAUCGGGAUUUCCCCCCUCAGCUGUUGCACCUCCACCCCCAGUUCGCCCCGCCGAGCCUGGACUGUACCCCCAUCAGUAUGCUGAACCACAGCGGCGUGGGGGCAUUCCGGCCCUUCGCCUCCGCUGAAGACAGAGACAGUUACCAGUCCGCCUUCACACCCGCAAAGAGACUAAAGAACUGCCACGAAACCGAAUCUCCUCACCUGAGGUUUUCGGACACGGAGGGCAAGGAGUAUGAGUUCACCCCCCAACUCCCCUCCAGCUCCCCCGGCGCAUUAAAGCUGGACGACACUGGGAAAAAAGUCUUUGCUGUGUCGGGUCUCAUCUCCGACCGAGAAAACUCUGCGAGUCCGGAAGAAAGUCGGAAUGAGAGAUGUAAGAAGAAAACUCUGUAUGACAGCCAAGCUCCAAUAUGUCCAAUCUGUCAGGUACUGCUCCGUCCUAGUGAGCUGCAAGAUCACAUGGAUCAGGAGCUGGAAAAAAUCACGCAGAUCAAUCUAAGUAAACAUUCCACAUUAAAGGACAACAUCAUCCAGGGAACAGUAAAGUCCGUUCUGUUAUCAGCACCAAUCAAGAGGGAAGGAGAAUCUCCCACAGCGUCACCACUCUCUACCGAUGACAGUCACCAUUCAGACAGAUACCAGACGUUUUUGCGAGUGCGGUCCAACAGGCAGGCGAGGCUGAAUGCACGGAUAGGGAAAAACAAGAGGAAGAAGGUUUCAGAGGAUGGGCAGGUAUGUCCGCUGUGCAAUGCGGCACUCUCUGGAACAGUGGAAGAGAUGAGUAGGCAUGUGGAAGCCUGCCUGGAUAAGCGAGAUGGAUCCUAUACAAAUGAUGACGAGUCAGUGGAUAUGGAGAACGAGAGUGCAAGUGGGAACAGAUUUGAGGAGUACGAGUGGUGUGGGCAGAAGAGAAUACGGGCCACGACCUUAUUAGAAGGUGGAUUCCGAGGAUCCGGUUUCGUUACCUGCAGCAGUAAAGAGAAUCAUGACAGUGACGCAGAUCUUGACGUGGAUGGAGAUGACACCCUUGAAUAUGGGAAACCACAGUACACAGAGGCAGAUAUUAUACCUUGUACUGGCGAGGAACCAGGUGAAGCCAAAGAGCGGGAGGCGCUACGCGGUGCAGUUCUAAAUGGUGGAACUCCAAGCAAUCGAAUAACACCAGAGUUUUCCAAAUGGGCCAAUGAUGAAAUGCCCUCAACAAGUAAUGGAGAGAGCGGCAAACUAGAGGUGCAGACACAGAAGACGUGUAAAAACAGUGAGAUUGAAAAGAUAUCGGAGGAUGCCACCGUAACGACAAUCGAAGCGUUGAAAGCCCGUAUCCGUGAAUUGGAACGACAGCUGUCUCGUGGGGAUCGGUAUAAAUGUCUUAUUUGCAUGGUAUGUGUGGACUCUUACUCGAUGCCCCUCACAUCAAUUCAGUGUUGGCACGUCCACUGUGAGGAAUGCUGGCUGAGGACACUGCAUUGGAAACUGGCAGACAAUCUUUCCCGAUGUUAUAUGAUAGACGGGGGCGGAUCCAGGAUUUGGGGAAUGAGGGGGCAGAGUCUGACUUCAAAAGGGCUGGGCGCAAAGAAACUCUGUCCACAGUGCAACACCAUCACAUCCCCUGGAGACCUGAGACGUGUGUAUUUGUGAAGGGCUAGGGGUGGGGGAGUGGUGGGGGGGGUUGGGGGAGGCCCGCCAUCUUGAGGCCUAGCUAGUUGCAAAGCCUCCCAACAGGAAGUGAAACAAGAGCUCUUCACGAACACUUGUGGUGGCACCAAAUAAAAGCCUCCAGAUAUUCCAUUUUGCUUUUCUGUUUUAAGUGUGUGAAAGGAGAGAAACAGCCCAGCCGGGAGGAGAACCUGAUAAUAAGCUGUUCGUUGUAUUAAAAAAAAUGCACCCUGCCCCACCCCGCAUUUUAUCAGAUGAUUGACUGACGCCCAGAACUUGCACAAACUCCUAUGUAAACCUAUUGGCUGGAGCUGUGAUUACCAAGAGACCUUCUGGGCUGUGCAUUGUGAAUGGACUUGUACUGUGUUCUAUUGUGGUGUUAGUGACAAAAAACAAAACAAAAGAUGAAGCACAUGUAAUAUAAAUUAUGUAUGUUUACACCAUUGAUUGUGUAUAAAUGGAAUAGACUUAUGAACAGUGCAUAUUGAUAAGUCCCUAAUCGUUUUCAAAGAGAGAGAGAAAAAAACCGAAGUGAGGCACAUUAAACCCACAGUAUUUUUUACCCAGGCUGUCAGAUUUAAAUGUCUUUAGCUGUUGGUUAAAAAAAAUCUGGUUUAAUGAAUGAUUUGUGGUGUAUAUUUCUUCAUUCAAAUUCAAGUAACAGCUUCAGUAAUGGCUGUAGUAAUACCCAUAACUUAAAUACUAAAGAAUAUGGACAAGUUGGCUUGUCUUAGUUGUAACAAAUGGGCUAUUUGUUCUAGACGCCUGACCCAUUUAAAAUAUCAGGCAACCGCAGCAGCCUCCACCGGGGGGGAGAAUUAGCCCGAGGCCUACAUAGAGGCAGCGGCCAAUCCCAGGGGUGAGAGCUGUGUUAGUUCUUGUGGACCAGCAGUGUGCUGUGUGUCUGUUGUACCGGAAUAUGUAAUCAGUUAUAAUGUUUGUUAUUCAUGUGAAAAGUCCUGGACAUACUGAGGAACUGGAAGGUAGAUUUUUUGAAAGGGUGACGGUGUUUUGCAGGGAAACGCGGUGACUCUGCAAUUAACAGCUGACUGCAACACUUGAUGGCUCCACGCAAAGGAAAAGCUGGUUGAAUUGGCUAACGCCAACAACUCUGAAAGAAAUCCUCAGCAUUUACCAAUUGCAAAGAUGUGUACAGUCCACCCUCAUUAUAAGGCUCCCAGUUACAGUGCUGUGUUGUGUUAUAAGGUGGUUGGACUUUUUCUCCUGGUUCUCUUUCAUACCACAUUUAUGCUGUGUUCUGGGACAGUCACUGAAUGUGCACCUCUAACAUGGAAAAUGCUUAGCUUCCAAGGACUGCAUUAUAAGGAAGGUGGAGUACACUCAAUGGGCUAUUGCAGAUGAAUGCGAUCUGAGGAAAGACCUGAAAAUUACUGUAUCUCAGCGGUGUAACAAAGACAUUCAAUGCCCAAAAGUGGUAAUAAGGUGACCAUUAACCCUUUUGACGUAGAUUGGGUGUAGUUGCAAUCUCAGUUUUCUCUUGUUCCUUUAGUGGCUAGUUGCCAUUUUAAUGUUUCCAGUCAUCCCCUGAAUGCUGGACUUUUUAAUUUAUUUUUUUCACCACCGUUUGUGUAACAUGGUGUUUACUGGAGGUAUCCACAAACACACUGGUGUUUCCUAAUAAAAAGUUCAAAGUUCUUGCCGAAUAAAUUGUGGUUGUCUGUGCUAGUACAGAACCAAUUGUUGAUUUAAUUGUAAGGUGUAAACUCUCAAAUUACUCUCUGUAUGUUGCUUAUUAUAGGGAAUUGCUUUAAAAGAUAGAUUCACACAGCUUGUUCUCUUACACUAUUAAUGCAAUGCAAAAGGGUUCUUGACUGUUACCAUGCUAGAAGUCCAAGUGCUGGCACUCUCAAAAACUGCAAAUGCAUCUUCCUUGUUAAUCUGGCAUUGUGUGUCAGAGACGCACAACACUGUCCUGUCCGCAGUGGGUGAGAGUGUGGGUCAAUUGGGAUAGAAUGUCGUUCUGUCUUUGAUGCUUAACUAUCCUCAGUGAAAUGAGUUGCUGCUCUCAUCAGUUCCCAGUGGAAGCAAGUCCUCCGUUCAAAAGUGCCCACUCAACCAAUGUUGUUUUACAUUCCCCAACCACUCCUUUAAUUAUUUAGAACAUUCUGUUAAUCAACUAUUGAGAACUGUAUGUAAGUACCAGCUUUGGGAGAAAGAUAAGUCUUUACAAAAAAUUGUUCAUGUAAAAAGUUGUGGAUCUCAUACUGCGUAUGACUCAAGAUUAAUCACUUGGUUUUACAUCUCCUGAUAUUGAGCCAAAAUAAUGACAUUUGGGGUACAAUUGAAUUUUUAAUAAGUACACCUGCUUAUUUACACACUUGCUGUGUAAAAAUGUAUUGUGGGCAGAACACACACUAAAUUCUUGCCAAGUGCUUUAUUCCCCGGUGGAUGGAUUGAAUUCUAACUAUAGUAGUAAUCACCAUGUACAGUAGGACACAUUGAGUUAGGUUCUAAGCAUGCUUGGGCCUUUUGCUUUAGAGUACCUUUAUCAUAUGUUCUUCUACUUCAUGGAAUUCUUCCCUCAUAAAUUUCUCCUAUUCUCUUUGACUUCUGAGUGAAUGUACUUUUUAAGGGAACACAUCAUAAAAAGAGAUUUGGCCACAUUUUGUUCCUUUUUUUGUCUCAAAAGGCUGUUUUUUUUAAAAAAAUUAAUUAAUUUAUAUAACCGGCCUGUAAAUGUGCAGAUUGAUAAGAUGUAAUGGAUAAAGACUCAGCAAUGUACCCAGCUAGGUGUUUGUUUGAAAUAAGCCAACACGGUUUGAAGUUUGGCUGUUUGUGCUUUUUUCUUGAAACUCCUUGUAGGUUCUCCCUCAUUCACUAAAUCUGUUCUGCACCUUUUUGAGGUAGAGGGAGUGACGUGUGACUUCCUCCAGUGUAACUGAAGCUGCCCACCAGAAGAUGCACUAAAGUGAAGCAGGUACAAUUUUCCUCCAUGCAUCCCUGUCACAAGGCUCCUACAGCACUAUUUGUGGCUAUUUGUUCCAGACUCCCUGCCAUCAAAGGACAAUAUAACCGAACUAUUCAAAUCCUUCAGCAACUUGCCUCGCACUCCAUUCCUUAUCCAAUGCAAGUUGUUGUUGGUGUUUUUUAAAAAAAAAAUGUAUGAACUUUCAAUCGUCCUCAUGAAUUUUCAUCUAAUUUUGUUCUGGAGAGCUCGGGAGAACAGAUCACCCAAAGUGAGAGAGAGAGAGAGAUUCACACCUGAGGUUGAAGAUAUCUAUUGUGUUCAUUCCCGGAACAUGCUUUGUUUAAUUUCAUGCGAUAGUUCAAAAAUUUGGUGGCUGCUACAUGCAAAACAUAAUUUGUUUUCAAUCCCCAGAUGCUAUUUUGACUUUUACGGGACUAGCCUAAUAAAACUGACAUGGACGAGUGUGUUAGUGUUGCAUAAUACUAUAAAUGCAAGGAACAGGCUCACUACAGAAAGCAAUAGAAUUUUAUUCAACCUUGUGUUCCUUCCACAAUAUUGUUUACUACAUUCGUAUGUUUUUACUCAGUAAGAGUUUCUAUGGAUCUUUUCAGAAGUAAAUACCCUACAAUUAUAUGUGGUGUCACUGCUUAAAUCAUCCUAAAAUAUGACACUAUUCAGAUGGAAAGAUUUUUUUNAUAAGAAGUUGAUGUGGCACAUUGCCUUUUAAACCCCAAACACUCAUAUACUGAGCACUCUUCCAGACAAAAGGGUGAGCUGGUAAUAAUAAUAAUAAUAAUAAUUCUUGCAUUUGAGACAUAUUCAAGAUGUCUCAAAGCACCUCACAAAAUAUACUGUCAAAUGAAUUGACUAUUUUGUGCGCGAAUCUGCAGCAGACCUCUCAUCCAGUCUUAUUUGAGUUGGAAGUACAACCUUUCCCUCUCCCCUCCCCAUGAUGUUCUCAGCACCAUGGUUGGACACUACACUCAAAAUUGCACUCAGUUGAGUGUAUCCUUGAUUCCCUGGCCUUUGUGCCAUCUAUAUAGCUGAGACCUCAUCCCAAACCCUGAUACAACACCAGGGGAUCAAGCUCACAUGCCACACCACCUGGCUUUCUCUUGCCUGGAUACACACAGCUUAUGUCAAAGGUAGACCUUGGAUUGCUUCUUAGUCUUGUGUUCUCACACUGUCCAUCAGCAACAAUUCAUCUAACCCCAUCACUCUCGAGUUGAUAGUUGAACCAAAACAACAUUUUGAAGCGUAAUAAACAAAAAAAUGGACGGUUUGUAGAAGACUUGACCAGAGUAUCAAAUGGCUAUUUUAAAAAUAUUUUCACCCCAUUGAUUGUUUUAAGAUUGUUCUAAAAUGUCAAAUAUGCCUUUAUAGCUGCAGUCUUUCCUCCACAUUAUCAACCUUGAUUGCACUGAUAUUGGACUCAUUAACAUUCAGCCCACUGGCUGCCGAUAAAGGUGGAUACAGUUCUACCCUCUUCUUUUUUUCAUGUUCCCUCACUCGCUUCCCCUCCCUCAUACCAAAUACUAGCACAGUUCCUCAGGUAAAUUAUUCUAUUGAUUAAGUAGGUGGAAAAUUAUUGACUUUAAUAAACAGGGUCAAAAAGACAGGAACCUUACAUGAUAUGGUAAAACAGUACAAAAUUUCCCCCAUUUGUUGUAAUCCAUGAAGCCCAUGACACAAAGCCGCUAAUGGAUUUUGUCACACCAAGUCAUCGUCAGUGUGCUGAUGUUUGAUUUGCUGUCCCACUUUUCCUUCUGUGGCGAAUUAGUUGCAUUGUUUUGCACCUCCAUCCAAAAUGGAGACAAAGGAAUGAGUUAAAUCAGAAAGCUCACAGUAGGGAGAUCCCAUCACUUCCACUUACUUAACGGACCGCUCAGUCAGCUACAUUUCUGCUCUGUCUCAAUAUCAGUGAGUUUAGAUACUCUUGACUCGAGGUUUGAUUUGGAUUCUUUUUGUUUAAACGGGGCCCGGAGUGAACCCGCCUCCCGUUUUAAAUGAGGGCGUUGGCCAGUGGUGGUGCGUGCGGUGAGGGUCGUGAGAUGGUCACCCGUAAAGUAUGAGGAUUCCAAAGACUUUACAAUAUAAAAAACAAAGCGCGGAACAAACAAAAAUGAGGCCAAAGAUGUAACAAAUUAAAGCAGCAUUUUAUGAGCGCUUCCUCCGCUUGUUAAACAGUUAAACAGUAGGACUGCAUUGUGGGUAAGAAAAGGCUACUGUACGGUUGAGUGAUUUAACCAUCUCUGUCUGGUUUGCGAUGUAAAGUUUAUGCAUUCUGUGCUUGACGUUGGCAUAGACCGAAAGCCUUUUAUUGUAGAAUUUGCGCUUUGUGUCUCCGUGUGAAGCCUGUACCUUAAAGUAUUGGAUUUCUGAGUCUUGCUGUUGAAAUACUUGUAAAGAAAAUAAUAAAUUUUUUNGUAACUCACAAUA